CCGCUGCGGGGAGAACAGAAACCAAGUUCCCCGGCAACUAGAAGCAUCCACCGGGCUGGAGGUCGGAGGCGGCAAGGCCUUAAAGGCUACUGAGUGCGCCGGCCGUUCCGUGUCCAGAACGUCCCCUACUCCUCCGCCUUCUCUUCCUUGGCCGCCCAUCUCCAAGUUCCGACUCCGGUUUUCGCCUUUGCAAAGCCUAAGGAGGAGGUUAGGAACAGCCGCGCCCCCCUCCCUGCGGCCGCCACCCCCUGCCUCUCGGCUCUGCUCCCUGCCGCGUGCGCCUGGGCCGUGCGCCCCGGCAGGCCCCAGCCAUGUCGAUGCUGCCGUCGUUUGGCUUUACGCAGGAGCAAGUGGCCUGCGUGUGCGAGGUUCUGCAGCAAGGCGGAAACCUGGAGCGCCUGGGCAGGUUCCUGUGGUCACUGCCCGCCUGCGACCACCUGCACAAGAACGAGAGCGUACUCAAGGCCAAGGCGGUGGUCGCCUUCCACCGCGGCAACUUCCGUGAGCUCUACAAGAUCCUGGAGAGCCACCAGUUCUCGCCUCACAACCACCCCAAACUGCAGCAACUGUGGCUGAAGGCGCAUUACGUGGAGGCCGAGAAGCUGCGCGGCCGACCCCUGGGCGCCGUGGGCAAAUAUCGGGUGCGCCGAAAAUUUCCACUGCCGCGCACCAUCUGGGACGGCGAGGAGACCAGCUACUGCUUCAAGGAGAAGUCGAGGGGUGUCCUGCGGGAGUGGUACGCGCACAAUCCCUACCCAUCGCCGCGUGAGAAGCGGGAGCUGGCCGAGGCCACCGGCCUCACCACCACCCAGGUCAGCAACUGGUUUAAGAACCGGAGGCAAAGAGACCGGGCCGCGGAGGCCAAGGAAAGGGAGAACACCGAAAACAAUAACUCCUCCUCCAACAAGCAGAACCAACUCUCUCCUCUGGAAGGGGGCAAGCCGCUCAUGUCCAGCUCAGAAGAGGAAUUCUCACCUCCCCAAAGUCCAGACCAGAACUCGGUCCUUCUGCUGCAGGGCAAUAUGGGCCACGCCAGGAGCUCAAACUAUUCUCUCCCGGGCUUAACAGCCUCGCAGCCCAGUCACGGCCUGCAGGCCCACCAGCAUCAGCUCCAAGACUCUCUGCUCGGCCCCCUCACCUCCAGUCUGGUGGACUUGGGAUCCUAAGUGGGGAGGGACUGGGGCCUCGAAGGGAUUCCUGGAGCAGCAACCACUGCAGCGACUAGGGACACUUGUAAAUAGAAAUCAGGAACAUUUUUGCAGCUUGUUUCUGGAGUUCUUUGCGCAUAAAGGAAUGGUGGACUUUCACAAAUAUCUUUUUAAAAAUCAAAACCAACAGCGAUCUCAAGCUUAAUCUCCCUCUUCUCUCCAACUCUUUCCACUUUUGCAUUUUCCUUCCCAAUGCAGAGAUCAGGGAGGAAAAAAAAAAAAAAAACCCAAACAAACAAAAGCACCCAGGCACCCACUGUCAGUUCUGGGCAACUGAUACGCCUGUUUCAGCAGCCUUUCUUUUUUUUGAAUGAAUGGGAAUUGCAAAUCAACUGGAUUUUCAUUAUUUCCUUUUAAUUUAUAUAUGGAGAAAUGUGAAGAGGGAAAGGAAAUGGAGAGAGAAAGAGAAAGAGAAAGGGAGAUAAAAAUAGUGAAAAUAAGAGCCUCCAGGCUCAGAAGAACUGAUUACAUUCUUAAGGUGAACAGGAAAAAUACAAUCUAUAACUUUCUUUGAUGAAGAAAAAUUAAGUUUACAUUUUUCAUAUUUAGUGUUAAACAAUUUAAUGUAGAUUAAAAUAAAAGAACAGUAUUAGGAGGAAAAAACAAGUGCCUAAAUGUCUUAAUGCUCUCUAUGUGAGACAGAAAUAGACGUGACCAUUAGUAAUGCAACUAUUUUUGUCAGAUUUAGUGGGAUUUUUUGGUUGUUGUUUGUUUUCUUGGGUUUUUUUUUUUUUUUUUAAUGACAAACUCUAAAAAUGUACCAAUGUGAAAAAACACUUUCCUGAAUGCCAUUACUCAUGCCCUCAAAGCUUUCAUAUCUGUAGCCUACUCCUGUUAAGGGUUUCUCCUGUUUCUAGUUUCUAGUUUGCAAAGGUAUGCCAACGAAUCUGGCAACCUGGUAUUUGUUACUAAAACAGCAUGUGUUUUCAGGUUUCUUUUCUAUUGUACCUAAAGCAGUCUAAAUUAAAACUUAGUAGAACACCAGGAGUAUGAUUGUGUUUCUGAAAGGUGAGUGGUGUAUUGCUGUCAUUGGGCCCUAUUUUUUUUUUUUAAUAUGUUUUUCUUUCUUACUUAAUGGUGGCUGUGAAUUGCAGGGUACUUUGAAGGCCAUCAUCUGAACCAAGAGUAGUAACUAGAUUAAUUAUAUGACAGAAAGAGUGAAUUUAGCCUUGGGGUAUUUAUUAACUUCUAUUAUUUAGAUAUGCAAUUUUGUUUACCACUGUCUCUUCACAGCAUUCAUAUGUUAACUAAGCUCUUUUGUGUUAACAAGUUUAUGACAAGACUGUGAAAGUAAAAAUAAUUUAUCUGCUUGAAGACAAAAAAGGGAAGGAGAACAAGGAUAGAAACAUUGUGAAUUAAUUUGUACAAAUAGAAAGCAGACCAGCAGGACAGGAGCUCUUUUGCAGCGCUGCCGGAUAGUGUCUAGAAAAAUCCCAGUAAUCAUGUAGGCUCCAUAUUAUUUUUGCCUGGGGCAAAAUGAUGUAUCUUCUGUAUUUAGCUUUUAAAAUUAGUGAAACAAAUGGCAUUAUUUAUUAAAAUUCUACUCAGGAUAACAGGAUUGGCUUGCUUGUGCUUUGUGAAAUAUUGUUCCCCAGGGAGAAUCUAUUUAUUUUGUGACAUGACAGUUUCAUAAUUUUGAUUUUUUCCCAUCUGUAAGUGUCACCAUUAAUAUGUUAUUUCUUUCUUACUCUUUCCUAUUUCUGUUCUGGUCUAGAAAACUGAGGUGUGUUUGGGGAAAUCAAGGCCUUCUUAUUUUUUAAAACUGUCAAAUAGCUUUGAGUUCCAGGGAGAAAUGGUCACUGUACUUAACUGUAGACACUUUUACUUAUAAAGUCGUUCUUCCCCUCAGUGAUGGACAGAUGUGCACACAGCCACUCAGAGACCAUCAUUUGGUUUGGGAGCUCAGGGUCCCAAUCUCCCUUGUUAGUGUUUUGGAUCAUUAAGUCGGUGUUUAUUUAAGUCACUAGGGUGUUUAUUCUCCCUGUCUUGGGCCACGGAGAAAUGCCACCCUCUGCAGGAGGGGCUCUCACAGGGAAUCUCCGUACAUUCUUCACAUUCACUCCCCAAAACAAACACCCUGCACAAAGAUAGCUUUCAAUGACCCUGACAGGCUUCAAAGGACGCUGCGGAAAUCUCUCUGGAAAAUAGGAAGGGCCAAUUACUUUAAUUUCUUACAUGCCGUCUCUUCCUACUCCGGUGACUACCCCCCACUCUCCCAGCUCCGCUUGGGAUAAUUUUAGGCUCGUGGAAGUUGUGUCUCGAAGGGCGCCCCGGCCCACUUCCUGCUCCCUUAGUUGGGAAUCUUGGAAAUGUCUGCAGAUCCGGCGAGGAGCAAGAGAGCUGGUCCUGUAAAAGCCCCCGUGAUUACUGCUUGUAAACUUGUUAAAAGGACAAUUUUCUGUCACAGUCAUAAACUCUUUGUAAAACCCCUGGCACUAAAUCCAGAGCGCGCAUAUUCCAGAUGUGUUUAAUAAGAAAUUGCACAAUGUGCCUCCUUCCGCCAUCCUCGGCUCAGUCUGGGUAAAAGAGGGACGAGCAGGAGGAGGCGAGAAAGCUGGAUAUUGCUUUGAGUUUUUUUGGCAAUCAUAUCAGAGAGAUCAUUAGGGGAAACUAACCAUAUUUUUUUCUUCCCUCGAGGAAAUCUUCGAGAACCAGCUGUUAAGGGACCUCCAAUUUACCUUCUGGGCGUCACAAUUUAACUGAAUCUAAACCCACUUUUCGUUUCUCCUCUACAGAUGUCAUAACGGUAGCCAAAAGUAAUGAACAACGGCUUAUAAAUAAAGUGUUUGUAGGACGAAACCAUACAGCAUUGUGCCAAGUGAAAUGAA
This is a messenger RNA of Pongo pygmaeus (Bornean orangutan), 4036 nucleotides long. It is a transcript of the gene SIX1, whose product is annotated as SIX homeobox 1. Gene Ontology annotation, cellular component: transcription regulator complex; nucleus. Gene Ontology annotation, molecular function: DNA-binding transcription factor activity, RNA polymerase II-specific; RNA polymerase II cis-regulatory region sequence-specific DNA binding. Gene Ontology annotation, biological process: regulation of transcription by RNA polymerase II; skeletal muscle fiber development; regulation of skeletal muscle cell proliferation. The coding region runs from base 312 to 1166 and encodes 284 amino acids. The record is from RefSeq and is a predicted model, not a curated record. NCBI's taxonomy places the organism in Eukaryota, Metazoa, Chordata, Mammalia, Primates, Hominidae. The transcript has 2 exons.